GCGCCCACUCAUCGCUCUCGCUCUCACAACACGAGUGCCGCCGCCACAGGCGACGCAACGAGGGGGGAAUGGCCACGGCCACGGCAGCCACCGCGGCGGCUAGAGCCGCGUUGCUGCUCUCGCUGGCGCUAGCGCUUCUGGUCCCCGGGGCCGCGGGCGCGGAAGGCGACUGCCACUUCCCGGCCGUGUUCAACUUCGGCGACUCCAACUCGGACACGGGCGGGCUGUCGUCGCUCUUCGGGGCCGCGCCACCGCCCAACGGCAGGACCUUCUUCGGCAUGCCCGCCGGCCGCUACUGCGACGGCCGCCUCGUCAUCGACUUCAUCGCUGAAAGCCUGGGAAUACCUUACCUCAGUGCCUACCUCAACUCGAUAGGAAGUAACUUCUCACAGGGAGCCAAUUUUGCGACAGCCGGUUCAUCAAUCAGAAGACAGAAUACAUCUUUAUUCCUCUCUGGUUUCAGCCCCAUUUCCUUGGACGUGCAGUCCUGGGAAUUUGAGCAAUUCAUCAACAGAAGCCAAUUCGCCUAUAACAACAAAGGUGGUAUCUACAGGGAGAUCCUGCCAAAGGCUGAGUACUUCUCCCAGGCGCUUUACACAUUCGACAUCGGCCAAAACGACAUCACCACAGACUACUUCGUUAAUAAGACCACUGAAGAAGUCAAAACCAUCAUCCCUGAUCUGAUGGAGAGACUAACAUCAAUAAUCCAAAGCUUGUACGGGCUCGGGGGAAGGUACUUCUGGAUCCACAACACGGGUCCGCUCGGCUGCCUGCCGUACGCGCUGUUGCACCGCCCCGACCUCGCCACUCCCACGGACGGCGCCGGCUGCUCCGUCGCCUACAACAAGGUCGCGCAACUCUUCAACCUCAGGCUGAAGGAGACCGUGGCGAAUCUCCGUAAGACGCACCCUGACGCCGCGUUCACGUACGUCGACGUCUACACCGCCAAGUACAAGCUGAUCAGCGAAGCCAAGAAGCUCGGCUUCGACGACCCUCUGCUGACCUGCUGCGGGCACGGCGGCCGGUACAACAUGGAUUUGAACAUCGGCUGCGGCGGGAAGGCACAGGUGAACGGGACGUGGGUCGUGGUGGGGAAGUCGUGCGACGAUCCGUCCAAGAGGGUGAGCUGGGACGGCGUGCACUUCACCGAGGCCGCGAACAAGUUCGUGUUCGACCAGAUCGUCGCCGGCGCGCUCUCGGACCCUCCCGUGGCGCUGAGGCAGGCGUGCCAUAGCAGAGGGCAAUGAACCGGUGUGUCACUCGUCGGGCUGGCUGUUCAACUGGGGUUGCCGCUGCUUCUUGUUUUGUAAGUGUACAUUGGACAAGCUCGCAUGCUCGAGGCUGAGGUCUACUGCUUCAUUUUGUAUUAAGUAAGGGAAAUGGAAAUAACACCAAAGAGCAAUGCAGCUUCUUGUCAAAUUGCCGUUGGCAAGGGUUUCAGUUCCCACCACCAUCUAGCUCUGCAGCAUGUUCAAGUGUUAGACAUGCAACUUUUACAUGUAAUUGACAGUUACAACUUGCAUGGAGAAGUUGAACAGAUACUUACUAGA
Molecule: messenger RNA, 1550 nt
Organism: Phragmites australis (common reed)
Lineage: Eukaryota; Viridiplantae; Streptophyta; Magnoliopsida; Poales; Poaceae
Product: GDSL esterase/lipase ACHE
Exons: 5
Coding region: 69-1247 (392 amino acids)
Molecular function (GO): hydrolase activity, acting on ester bonds
Source: RefSeq, a predicted model, not a curated record